Messenger RNA from Penicillium alfredii, 936 nucleotides. RefSeq lists its product as uncharacterized. Gene Ontology annotation, cellular component: membrane. The transcript is spliced from 3 exons. Lineage: Eukaryota; Fungi; Ascomycota; Eurotiomycetes; Eurotiales; Aspergillaceae. The record is from RefSeq and is a predicted model, not a curated record. Bases 1 to 936 code for a protein of 311 amino acids.
AUGAAAUUUCAACUCCAGCGACCGUCAGGCGGCAGCCUGGGCCGGACAAAAAACUUCAUCCAUUUCGCACAGGCACUGAUCAUCUUUGUCGCAUGGGCCAUGACCAUCGCGAUCUGGACCAAGGGCGAUGGCAUCGAUGGGCGGACAGUGUGGUAUUGGGUGCUGUGUUGGUUCAGCAUCCCCGGUCUGAUCUACCUGGUCGCCGUGCCUAUGUGGCCCCGAGCCCGGCGGUUCGGAAACGUCUACGCCUUCGCCAGCGUCGAUCUCGUCUAUGCUGUCCUGUGGUUCGCCGCUUGGGUCGCUUUGGCUUCGUACGUGGCCCAGGGCAAGGCCAAGGGCUCCAGCUCCAACGACUCGGACAAGAAUAAGAGCAAGGACAAGAACAACAAGCGAGCCGGCGGAUCCGGAACCUGUGAUGACUGGGGGUAUGGCAGCGCCAGCAAGUGCAAUCUCAGCACGGCGACGACGAUUAUCGGCGUCGUGAUCUUUCUUCUUUUCGCCAUCACCGCGUACAUGUCUUUCCGCAACGUCAUGCACUUCCGCCGCACCGGCACCCUCCCCGACGCUGUCUCUGACCCAACGUUCGCCGCCCAGUCCAAGGCCGCGUUCUCGUCCAACCCGGCCCACGACUUCGAGGAAGAGGAGGACGACUUCCGCUCGGGCCGUGGCGGCGGCAUGAGUGCGCCCUCGCGGGGUGACCGCGACGAGGACUACGCCCUGCUCCACCAGAGCGAGGUCGACGAUCUGAGCAACUCACACGGCCGCACCGCGAUGCACGGCGCUUACGAUCCCACGGCCCCCGCCCCCGGUGGCGUCCUCCACGACCAUGACUACAACAAUACGGGCUACGGUGGCGCGCACGGGCAGCACUAUGCACCGACGGAGUAUGCACCUCCGACAGAUUAUGGGUCCUCGCUGAGCGGGUACGGACGGUAA